Molecule: messenger RNA, 2360 nt
Organism: Mesocricetus auratus (golden hamster)
Lineage: Eukaryota; Metazoa; Chordata; Mammalia; Rodentia; Cricetidae
Gene: Sox3
Product: SRY-box transcription factor 3
Exons: 1
Coding region: 300-1637 (445 amino acids)
Biological process (GO): negative regulation of transcription by RNA polymerase II; cell differentiation; anatomical structure morphogenesis
Molecular function (GO): RNA polymerase II cis-regulatory region sequence-specific DNA binding; DNA-binding transcription factor activity, RNA polymerase II-specific
Source: RefSeq, a predicted model, not a curated record
ACUUUUUGAGACCCUAAUUGGUGGUCUCGGAGCGGGUCUCAGGGACUCCCGCCUCCUGAAUAACUCUCAUCACGUCACUCGACCCGAGAGGGGUAAGGAGGGUGAACUAAAGGGCUCCCCGAACUUUUUUUCUCUCCAAGCUAGGCCCUAGGGGGCUCGGUGUUGAUUGGCCAGGGCUCAUCACGGCGAGCCUGUCAAUCACGGGGCCUCCGGGUGGUGAGGGGCGGACCGAGCCCCAACCCUCCCGGAUCUGAGCAGGUAUAUAAAGAGGCCGGGCGGACCUCUCCCGCAGGCUGCGAAUGCGACCAGCUCGAGAGAACGCAUCAGGUGAGAGAAGCCCGCGCGUUCCCGCCGACUUCGCGCGGAGCACUUCCGCAAGCCUGCCCUUCCCGCCCGAGCCGCCGGCCCCCCGGCCCCCAAGCGCCACUCCCACGGAGUCCCCUGGCCUUUUCACCGUGGCCGCUCCAGCCCCGGGAGCGCCUUCUCCUCCCGCCACGCUGGCGCACCUUCUUCCCGCCCCGGCAAUGUACAGCCUGCUGGAGACUGAACUCAAGAACCCCGUAGGGCCACCCACCCCGGCAGCGGGCAGCGGCGGCCCCGCAGCCCCGGGCGGUGCAGGCAAGAGUAGCGCGAACCCAGCCAGCGGCGCGAACGCAGGCAGCGGUGGCGCGAACAGCGGCGGCGGCGGCGGCGGGGGCAGCGACCAGGAUCGGGUAAAGCGGCCCAUGAACGCUUUCAUGGUCUGGUCCCGCGGGCAGCGGCGCAAGAUGGCCCUGGAGAACCCCAAGAUGCACAACUCCGAAAUCAGCAAGCGCUUGGGCGCCGACUGGAAACUGCUGACCGACGCCGAGAAGCGACCGUUCAUCGACGAGGCCAAGCGGCUGCGCGCCGUGCACAUGAAGGAGUACCCGGACUACAAGUACCGGCCGCGCCGCAAGACCAAGACGCUGCUCAAGAAGGACAAGUACUCGCUGCCCGGCGGCCUCCUGCCCCCGGGCGCCGCCGCCGCCGCGGCCGCCGCCGCCGCCGCCGCGGCCGCCAGCAGCCCGGUGGGCGUGGGCCAGCGCCUGGACACGUACACGCACGUGAACGGCUGGGCCAACGGCGCCUACUCGCUGGUGCAGGAGCAGCUGGGCUACGCGCAGCCCCCGAGCAUGAGCAGCCCGCCGCCGCCGCCCGCGCUCCCGCAGAUGCACCGCUACGACAUGGCUGGCCUGCAGUACAGCCCCAUGAUGCCACCCGGCGCCCAGAGCUACAUGAACGCCGCGGCCGCCGCCGCCGCCGCCUCGGGCUACGGGGGCAUGGCGCCCUCGGCCGCCGCCGCCGCGGCCGCCGCCUACGGGCAACAGCCCGCCACCGCCGCCGCCGCGGCCGCUGCGGCUGCCGCCAUGAGCCUGGGCCCCAUGGGCUCCGUGGUCAAAUCGGAGCCCAGCUCUCCGCCGCCCGCCAUCGCUUCGCACUCGCAGCGCGCGUGCCUUGGCGACCUGCGCGACAUGAUCAGCAUGUACCUGCCACCUGGCGGGGAUGCGGCUGACGCCGCCUCUCCGCUCCCGGGCGGUCGACUGCAUGGCGUGCACCAGCACUACCAGGGCGCCGGGACUGCAGUCAAUGGAACGGUGCCGCUGACCCACAUCUGAGCUCCCGCCUGCGCUCCCAGCUCUUCGCCCCCACCCCGCCCCACACCCCCACGUUGGGACGCCUUGUUGUUUAGCUUUGCUUGCCUGGGACUGUUGCCUUGUACCGAAGAUGAGGAGAACCGAAAGUUUUGCUGUAGCUGUCGGGUUUUGUACAAAAGCAAAAAGAAGUCAGGAGCGGCGGAAAUGGGACUUUCUAGAGCCACCGGCUUCUGACCGCUGCCCCUCCCUCCCCCUCUGUAGGCUGGGAAAUCGCUAAGAUGCUUGCGAAGAAAAUGCAGCCCCUUUCUCCUCUUCCCGGGUUCCUAGGUUCUUCUGUUGCAUUUGAAAAUGUUGUCUUGUUAGUUUGCUAUUAAUCGAGGAGUGAGUGAGGUUGACCCAAAAACUGCAAUGCCUCCACCCCCGGUCGUAUUGCUUCUGUUUCCCUCUGUUUUUUUUUUGGGGGGGGGGGCUGGCCGUGCUAACUGUCGCGACAGCUAAAGCCAAUGUUAAUUUAUAGCCAGGUGUGCGUGUGUUUCCCGCCUCGCCGCCCCUGGCCGCGGGACAGCUUCUGUCCAGUGCGCAUUUAGGCUGAGUAUGUGAUUUCUUGCAGUGAUCUGUUUGCUAUUUCGUCAUGCUAAUGUGUUCUUUCGUUUGGGUGGUGGGGAGGGGGUUAUUUUGUUCCAGGUUUUUUUCAAGAUUUUACUCUUAAUUCCUAAAUGAGAGAUCAAUAAAUUUUAUAACCAA